Leptosomus discolor (cuckoo roller) is the source of this 2175-nucleotide messenger RNA. RefSeq names its product WASP family member 2 (gene WASF2). Gene Ontology annotation, biological process: actin cytoskeleton organization; positive regulation of Arp2/3 complex-mediated actin nucleation. The record is from RefSeq and is a predicted model, not a curated record. Gene Ontology annotation, cellular component: SCAR complex; cytoskeleton. Gene Ontology annotation, molecular function: Arp2/3 complex binding; actin binding; protein kinase A regulatory subunit binding. Lineage: Eukaryota; Metazoa; Chordata; Aves; Leptosomiformes; Leptosomidae.
GAACAGUGCCUGAAGCAGGUCCACCAUGCCGUUAGUAACGAGGAACAUUGAGCCAAGGCACCUGUGCCGUCAGACGUUGCCUAGCGUUCAAAGCGAGCUGGAAUGCAUGACCAACAUCACCCUGGCAAAUGUCAUUCGACAGCUGGGCAGCCUGAGUAAAUUUGCAGAAGACAUAUUUGGAGAGUUGUUUACUCAAGCCAACACCUUUGCCUCUCGGAUGAGCAUUGUAGUCGAGAGAGUCGACCGCUUGCAAGUCAAAGUCACUCAGCUGGAUCCCAAAGAGGAAGAAGUCUCCCUGCAAGGCAUUAACACCAGGAAGGCCUUCAAAAGCUCCACUACUCAGGACCAAAAGCUCUUCGACAGAGAUUCUCUCCCCGUGCCUGUCCUUGAAACCUAUAGGACCUGCAAUACUCCUCCACCUCUCAACAUCCUCUCGCCUUACAGGGAUGACGGCAAAGAGGCGCUUAAAUUCUACACAGAUCCUUCGUAUUUCUUUGACCUUUGGAAGGAGAAGAUGCUCCAGGACACCAAGGAUAUUAUGAAAGAGAAGCGGAAACACAGGAAAGAGAAAAAGGAGAAUCCGAACCGAGGAAACGUGAACCCGCGGAAAAUCAAAACGCGGAAAGAAGAGUGGGAGAAGCUGAAAAUGGGACAAGAAUUUGUCGAGUCAAAGGACAAACACGGUCCUGCUGGGUACCCCUCCAACAUGGUGUAUCAGAACGGCAGCAUCGGUUCCAACGAAAGCAUGGACGUGAACUGCUACCCGCCACCGCCGCAGACUGACUCUAUUGUGCCACCACCUCCUUCGUUCCCAGAUGACAGCCUGCCUCCACCCCCGGUGGAAUUUAGCUAUCCUGUAGACAACCAAAGAGGUUCUGGUUCUGGAGGGACCAAACGAUCCAGCCUGGUUAGCCCCAGUCACCCGCCACCAGCUCCUCCCAUCGGAUCCCCCUCCGCAGCCAGGCCGGGCUUUGCUCCCCCUCCGGCGCCACCUCCACCACCACCGCUACCACUGGGAAUGGGAAACACCCCCCCUCCACCACCUCCCGUGGGCUUCCCAUCCCCGGCAACCCCACCACCACCCUCACCCCCUUCUUUCCCUCCUCACCCCGAGUUUGCGCCCCCGCCCCCAGCAGUCGAAUAUGCCGGCGUGCUCCCACCUCCGCUGCCGCAGCCGGGCGGUGGGAAUGUGCCGCCUCCCCCUCCACCACCGCCGCCUCCUGGCCCACCACCUCUGUCUUCCAGUGGCCUGGAUGGUCCCCCACCCCCUCCUCCACCCUCAGACACCUCUGCCCCCAAGCCCAAGUCAUCCUUGCCUGCGGUUAGCGAUGCCAGGAGUGAUCUGCUUUCAGCUAUUCGUCAAGGCUUCCAGCUCCGCAAGGUGGAGGAGCAGCGGGAGCAGGAGAAGCGGGACGUUGUGGGCAACGAUGUGGCGACGAUCCUGUCACGCCGCAUCGCCGUGGAGUACAGCGACUCCGAGGACGACUCUUCGGAGUUCGAUGAGGACGAAUGGUCGGAUUAACCACGGUCCCGUCCCCCUUCUUCCCCUUCUCUCCUGGGUUAACUCCUUCUGAAAGAAUCAGGUGGCCAAACCUUCCACCACUUCCUUUUUCAUCCCGUAACCAAAGAUGUGCCAAGGGUUUUCAGACAAACCAGCCGCAUAUCUCCCCCUUCUCCCUCCCCCUCCAGCUUGGGCAGGACUUUGUGCUCUGCCUUUCCAAAAGGUCUCCUCACGGCCACCGAGGAUGCGGUGUUGGGAUUUAGCUGGAGGGGGUGUAACGGUUGCUUAUUUAAGAGAGCUAAACCUCCAGAUUCUCGAUGCCACCGGGCAGAGCACACAGAAACCCUCCGUCCUGAGGGAUUUUUAAAGUAAAGAUGGAUGAUCCUGCUGCGGCCGCGUGGCCUUUCAGAUGAAGGACAUUUUCAGCUAGUUUUCUCAUUGCAACAGCAGACAGUUGAUCUGAUGGCUCUUCCUUUCCAGUGAAUACUGGUAGUGCUGCAAGAAAAUGGGCUUUAAAUGUCAGUUCUCUGCUGCAUCCCACUGUCAAAUAAUCAGGUUUUGGCAAUAGUGCACAAUUCUUUCCCCUCUGACCCCCUAGUAUUAUUUCCAGACUGCCCUGCGUGGGGUGCGCUUCCUGGCUCGAGGGCUGUGGAGAGCGUCGGGUGCAAUGGGAG